This is a messenger RNA of Thrips palmi, 1682 nucleotides long. RefSeq names its product fork head domain transcription factor slp2-like. Gene Ontology annotation, biological process: regulation of transcription by RNA polymerase II. The transcript has a single exon. Gene Ontology annotation, molecular function: sequence-specific double-stranded DNA binding; DNA-binding transcription factor activity. The coding region runs from base 68 to 1021 and encodes 317 amino acids. Gene Ontology annotation, cellular component: nucleus. The record is from RefSeq and is a predicted model, not a curated record. NCBI's taxonomy places the organism in Eukaryota, Metazoa, Arthropoda, Insecta, Thysanoptera, Thripidae.
CUCUGGGACAGUCGGUACAGCUCUGUGUCCGUGCUGACACCGUGUGUGUGACUGUGUUUGUGACGUGAUGUGCACCAUGGUGAGCGAGGAGAGCGCAGCGCCGCCCGCCCACAAGGCGCCCCUCAAGUUCAGCAUCCGCGCGCUGCUGGGCCACGACGAGGACGGCGACGACACUGCCCCCAGCGACGCCCCCACGACGCCGAGCCCCGCGCCCAGCUCCGCGGCCAGCGGCGCCAGCUCGCCGCCCCCCAGCGACUGCGAGUCCGAGCUGGACGUGACCGGCGAGCAGGCCGAGGAGGCGUCCAAGAGCUCCGAGGAGGGCGACAAGCCAGGCCCCAAGAAGGCCGAGAAGCCCACCUACUCGUACAACGCCAUGAUCAUGCUCGCCAUCCGCAACUCCCCCGAGAAGCGGCUCACGCUCAACGGCAUCUACGAGUACAUCAUGAAGCACUUCCCGUACUACCGAGACAACAAGCAGGGCUGGCAGAACUCGAUCCGCCACAACCUGUCGCUCAACAAGUGCUUCGUGAAGGUGCCCCGCCACUACGACGACCCCGGCAAGGGCAACUACUGGAUGCUGGACCCCAGCGCGGACGACGUCUUCAUCGGCGGCUCCACCGGCAAGCUGCGCCGCCGCGUGCCGCCGUCGCGCAGCCGUCGGCGUGCUGGCCUCGGCCUGCUCCCCUUCGUGUACCCCGGCGCCCUGCCCGGCGGCCUGCCCGGCGCUAUGGCCAUGGGCGGCGCCCCGCACCCGUACCUGCAGCAGCAGCAGCACAUCUUCUCCAUGCUGGCGGCCUCCUCGCCCAUGAGGACCGCGGGCCCAGGCCCCGCCCCCAACGCCCCCAACGCCCCCGGCUUCCCGGACUGGAGGGGCGGCCUCCUGCUGCAGCAGCAGCUGUUCCAGCACCAGAUGCAGCAGCAAGCGCGGGCCGCGCCCUACCCCGCCGGCCUCCACCACCACCACCAGUACCUGACGACGUCGCCCGGCGCCCCCGCCGCGUCGCCCCCAGCACUGCGAUGACCAGGACCCCGCCGUCCAACCCCAAGUCUGUGAUCCGGGCAGCCCGCUGCUCGCAUUUGUGUGUUACUGACUGGGAGAGCGGCAGUGAGCCAGAGACCCCGCUCUCCCGGUGUCGAACUGUGAAUACUAGGUUGAAUAAGAGACAUUUGUAGUGAGAAUGGAAGCAUUUAGGUGGUAGUGAGAAUAGACGUUUUGUUGAUCUCGUUUGAGCUAAUGUUGUAGUCAAAUCACCGCGCCGAGUGCGUGUUCCUGUAAUUGUAUUUGUGCACUAAGUUGAGUGCAGACCCUGCCUCUCGGACGCAUCUGCCUGUCUUGAAUUUGAUGCUCAUAGAUGAAUGACUUCUCCCGUUGCGCAUUUGUUCAAUCUCUUGUAAUAUUUCGCGUUAUGUUUAAGUUUAUCUGGCAAUAUCAGGCCAGUUUAUGCGUCAGGGUACUUGAUAACACUGUACAGUACUGUGCAUUUUUGCGUUGUUCAUGCAAAUUAUCGAGCGUUAUAACUGAGAACGCGCGUUUGUUUUCCUCGCCAAAGAUAAUAUGUAAUAUUCUACAAUGAUAAAGGUUUAUUGUAAAUAGUUAAAGAAUUUUAUUGUGAAUGUUGAUGAUUUCGAUGAGUUGGGAGAAAAGGAGAGGAGAGAUGAAUAAAUCCAAUUUUUAAAACUUA